AUGGUUGAGUCUACUCUUCGUCAUGGUGUUUCACAAAAUGUUUUGGCAACAAUGAUAUCAAGUUUAUCAGAUGUAGGCUGGCAAGAUAAAUUAACUGCAGUUGAAAGCAAGAAUGAAAUAAGUUUCAAGACUGAACAAGAUCGAAAUCAAGAUAACAAUCAAGAUGAUGAAAAAAGUGUUGACAAGAGUUCGCAAGUGCUUCAUUCUUUACAGUUCAAAGAUGUCAUUACAAAACUUUCUGAAGUGCAGUAUCUUCGAAACGAAAAUGCGAGUUUAAAUCAACGUUUAACUCAAAUUGAAUCAGUGUAUGCUCAGAAUCUCGAAAAGCUUGAAAUGAAGUUGAAGCAAACUGUUGAAACUCACGUUGCGAUUGAGCAACGUCUACGUUCUCGACUACUUUCUGUACUUCAAGAACAGCAAGAAGCGGUGGAGAAUGCACGUAAAGUUCGCUCAAUUAUAUCUCGAAUCUCGGAUUGGAUGCAUCAAGUGCAGCAAGCAACUCAACGGAAAUGUUCAGGGCAUAAGUCAUUUGUGCUUGAUAUAGAGCCUUGUGUGACUCCGCAUAGCGAAGCACCAUAUAAACUUUGGUCCAAGGGUGUUCAUCUUGCAACGAACAUUCCAGAGUGCGAGAAAUCCCCGACAUCAUCUAUCCAAUAUGAAAUGGAUCGGAAACAUUCUUUGAAACUGGUACCUCCCAUCGUUUUCAGUCGAAACCGUGCGAAAAGUCUACCGGCACAAGGCUCAAAUUACGUUGAGAAUGCAAUGCCAUCUCUUUUAGUAGAAAAAAGCAUUCACCCUUAUGAGCGAUCAGAAGUUAUUGUAGACGGAUUGCCUUCUAUAAGUGCUACGGGUAAUCGUGGCUCACGAGCUUCAAAACGAAGUGCGAGUAAUAUUUUAGCGUAUUGCGCUCAAGUGGUGUCGACAUCAUUGACUAGUGUUGGUUCGUCAAAAGUAGAUUCAGUAUGGAGACGUGAUCCUAUCAAUGCCGAUAAACAAGAUGUUGACGAAGAGGCUGGUCAAUGUUGGCGAUUACCUAUUGAAACGGAACCACAAGAUGUGGCACUACCAAAUCUUUCAAUCGGACUGCUCUAG
Messenger RNA from Plasmopara halstedii, 1092 nucleotides. RefSeq lists its product as uncharacterized. Bases 1 to 1092 code for a protein of 363 amino acids. The record is from RefSeq and is a predicted model, not a curated record. NCBI's taxonomy places the organism in Eukaryota, Oomycota, Peronosporomycetes, Peronosporales, Peronosporaceae. The transcript has a single exon.